Danaus plexippus (monarch butterfly) is the source of this 2864-nucleotide messenger RNA. RefSeq lists its product as uncharacterized. Gene Ontology annotation, cellular component: extracellular region. The transcript has 7 exons. The record is from RefSeq and is a predicted model, not a curated record. NCBI's taxonomy places the organism in Eukaryota, Metazoa, Arthropoda, Insecta, Lepidoptera, Nymphalidae. The coding region runs from base 80 to 1045 and encodes 321 amino acids.
CAGCAUUUUCAAGGCCAUUAUUCAGUAGGCUGCAAGCAGUCGUCCGAGGCGGUCGUCGUUACACGAUGCCAGACGAGCUAUGACGGCGCCACGCGAUCGACGCAACGACGACAAUGUCGAACUGUUGCCGCUGAAAUCGAUGCUCGUCAAUAAUAAUUACAGGGAAGAUGAAGCUUACUAUCCCCCGGCAUCGGCCAUCAACAGCAAUCCGUCAAGUUCCAACCUGUACGACUACACGCUUCUCUCCAAGCGUACACCGGCUUCCAAACGUCUGCUGAAGUCAGCUCAGCCGGCCCCUGCGCCACUUCUGACACUCUUGGGUGCUCCGCCACCGUCCCGCAAGAGGGAAGAGCUAACCGCGCUCGCGAACCUAAGGAAGAAAGUCGCCCCAGCACUGUUACGACAAAACAGAUCAUCAAAGAACAAUCAGCAUAAAGACGACAACGAGAUCGAACAGCUCGAUAAUAGGCCGAGGCUUCUACAAAGGGUGCUACAAAGCCGUCCAGUGAGUAUGGUGGUGCAGUGGAGCGAGGUACGCACGGCCUGGCAGGACAGCGACUUCAUCACGGAAUGUUUGUGCUGGCACAACGUUUACAGACAACGACACGGAGCCCCACAACUUUAUAUGGCGCCUGAGUUGUGCGACUAUGCCCAAGCGUGGGCUAACCAUUUGGCCCACACCAACAAGUUCCACUACCGAAACGACCGUGACGUCGGACAAAACCUUUACCAGCGACCCGUCAGCGACAUUCAGCCUGAUGUCACUGGUCAGGAGGUGUCUUCGUACUGGUACGCCGCAGUCCGUCAAUAUAACUUCUUCAAGGAGUCGGACGUUUUACAUGCAAAUGUUAACGCAGGUCAUUUCACCCAAAUGGUUUGGGUGGCAACUCGAUUCUUCGGAGUUGGUAAAGCCAGAUCCCGUGCGGGCAAGGUGAUUGUGGUAGCCAACUAUUCUCCGCCGGGUAAUAUGUCUGGCCAAUUCGAGACCAACGUGCUUCCCCCGACACCGGACACCUUCCCAGACCUGCCUCCGCCGGAACACUGACGGCAGCUUUCCAUACGUGGCAGACGGCUACGGAUUGACACCACGUUCAGACAAAAGUAAAAAAGUAAUACGUUUGCAUUGGAACUCUAUGGUUGAAAAUAAUUUUAAAAUUGGAACAACAUCAAAGAUGGUGGAUUAUUUUAAUACUAAAUGAUUUUUGCGAUCGAAGCUAAGAAUACGUAUUUUGAAGUAAUUGUGUAAAAAAGUGACAGAGAAAUUAUUAUUUUAAUAUAUGGUGGUUUUAACAUUAUAAUGUUAAAACAAAUUUGGUUGUGAUAAGUCGGUGAGUUGUCAAUUACAUGACAUGAAUAAUGGAUAAAGGCAAGGAAUGGAAUGAAAAAAAAAUCACAUGCAAUAGAGAUUGCAGGAUUCCUAUUUAUAGAUGUUGUGUUUUCAGUUACAAAUUGAACCUUGUUCGGCAAACACUUCUUUAUUCAGAGGCCACGUUUAUUUAUAAUAUAACUACCAAAAUACUUAGAAGUUUUAAUGGCAGAAAUAUAAGUCAAUUUAUUCACUGACACGUCAUUACUAUUCCCUUACACAAAUACCAAAAAGGUUUAUUAGACUCAUUAAAGGUCGUCAGUGGUUAGUAAUAAAUGGUUGUUUUGCCUGAGCUUAUAUUACUAAAUAUUAAUGUUUUCCGACAAAUAUUUACGCACAUAUUAGUAAGGAGCUGCCAAUCAUACCAACAAUAAUUUCAAACUAUCGACUAAGAUAAAUAUUCAUGUUUUCGAUCUGCAAAUAAAAUUUCGUCUGAUAACUUUCUAUAACCGCUAAACCCUUCCAAUUUAAUUUAAUUACUAAAUGUCUUAUACUUUCAUUGUGGUUAACAUGGAUAUUAAGUGAGGUAUUCCAUAAACCAAAUAUCAAUGCGUCAAUACUUCUCAUCCAUACUCGUAGCUGAAUAACUGUAGAAUUGUAAUUUCAUUCGGAUGUUUCAAAAACUUGAAAGCUUUUAAUUCCAAAGAGUUCAGAAAAACAAUAACGGAGCUUUUAGAAUUGAUACUUUGCAACCUUUAGUGAUAUUCAAAGGAGUUUAUAUAUCAUAUUAUACGUAGUAUUAAUACCUAAGUGUUUUCAAUUCUUUUACGAUUGUUACCCGCUAGUUUUAUAUAAAAUCCCUAACACGUUAAACCCUGUCUUCCUAGAUGGUUGAUAUUAUGUACACUUGUUAUUAUUGGACAUCGCUAUUUGUAAGUCUAGCUGAUAAAUGUCAGUCGGUAGUUGGUGACACUGACGUUUUGUUAACGUCACCUUUAAAAUCUACCGUUGAAGCCUUAGCAUAAAAAAAAUCUACCGCUUCUCGCACGUCCCUGCUUUAAGUAUAAGGUUUAAUAGUAUACAUAUCUGUAGCAGUAGUUUAUAUUUGCCGUCCGUAUAAAAUAUUUACCGAAGAUUAAAUGACAAAUACUUGUAGUAACGUCUCACAAAAACUUUAAAAGUUGAUCAUGUUAUAUAACUACAGAGUACAGAAACACUUUGCUUUUUAAAAUUGUAUUGUUAUCUAGAUGUAGACACUUGAAAUAUAAAAGCUUAGAAUAUGGAUUGCUUAUAAUGCUACCGUCUGUUUAAAUUAUAUUAUGUCAGCUGGAUGCGUACAUAGUUAUAGGAGCUUGUAGAAACUAGCUAGGUUAGACUAGUUAAGCCAUUCAAGAGAGAAUUUUAUUGAUAAGCUAGAUAUUAGAAGUAAUGUUGGCUGUAUAAUUGUUCCACACAUCGAAUAUAUAGACAAAUAGAGGUAGCUUUAAAAUGUUUGUUAUUUAAAAAUGUAAUUGUUUUUGUAACCACAAAAAAAAUUUUCAAGGCUUUUUAUUUAUAA